AUGCUACACCCCUCUGCGGUCCCUUCAUCCCCAUGGGAGGGGCUGGCGGUGUCGUGCGCCGGGGGGGCCGCCGGCUCUCUGCUGCCGCAGCAGGCAGAUUGCAGCCAGGAAGAAGACCCGAAAGCGACGGCGACGCAAGAGGACGAAGACGACGAUGAUUUGGGCUGCUUUGCCACCAGUGUGUCCCAAUGGGCGCCGGGGGGGGGCAGGGUGCUGUCAUCCCCUCCUCUUCUUCCACCUCAUCCUCCUCCUUUCUUCUCCCGGGAGCGCAUGUGGUGGGCCUGCAUGCAGUUCAUCAACAUCGUGGUGCAUUCGGUGGAGGAUAUGAAUUUCCGUGUCCAUCUGCAGUACGAAUUCACCAAACUGGGGCUGGAGGACUUCCUGCAGAAGUCGAGGCACACGGAGAGCGAGAAGCUGCAGGUGCAGAUCCAGGCUUACCUGGAUAACGUGUUUUGAUGUGGGGGGCUCCUGGAGGACGCGGAGACCAAAACUGUGGCCCUGGAGAAGGUGGAGGAGUUGGAGGAGCAGCUUUCCCAUCUGACAGAGAAGCUGCUGGACAUGGAGAACGAGAGUGUGAUGCGCGUGGCGGAGCUGGAGAAGCAGCUGCUGCAGCGCGAGAAGGAACUGCAGCUGGUGAAGGAGACCUACGAGCACACCAGCCAUCAGGUUGCACACUCCCUGCGGCGGAUGAUCAAGGAGAAGGACGAAGCGUUCCGCCGCCGUUACGGCUCGGAGCCCCCCCCCGGCACGGAGCCCCCCCCGCCCCCCACGGACUGCGCCCCCCCCCCGCCGCCGCCCCCUCCGCCCCCAUUGCCGCCCCCCGCGCCCCCACUGCCAGGGAAGUGCGCCCCCCCGCUGCCCCCCCCACUGCCGGGGGCUUCACCAUCCAUCGCCCUCACCGUGGGGCUGUCGGCCAUCCGGAUUAAGAAACCCAUCAAGACCAAAUUCCGGCUGCCGGUCUUCAAUUGGACGGCGCUGAAACCCAAUCAGAUCAGCGGGACGGUGUUCAGUGAGCUGGAUGAUGAGCGGGUGCUGCAGGACCUGGACUUGGAGCGCUUCGAGGAGCUCUUUAAGACCAAAGCUCAGGGCCCGGCGCUGGAUCUGCUGUGCCCCAAAAGCAAAGGGACGCAGAGGGCGGCCGCCAAAGUGACGCUGCUGGAAGCCAACCGUGCCAAAAACCUCGCCAUCACCCUGCGCAAGGCCGGCCGCGGCCCCGAGGAGAUCUGCAGGGCCAUCCACACUUUCGACCUGGCCACGCUGCCCGUGGACUUCGUGGAGUGCCUGAUGCGCUUCGUGCCCACGGAGGCGGAGGUGAAGGCGCUGCGGCAGUACGAGAGGGAGCGCAAACCGCUGGAGGAGCUGUCGGCCGAGGAUCGCUUCAUGCUGCACUUCAGCAAAGUGGAGCGGCUGCCGCAGCGAAUGGCCAUCAUGGCCUUCCUGGGCAACUUCGCCGACAACCUGCAGAUGCUGACGCCGCAACUCAAUGCCAUCAUCGCCGCCUCCGCCUCCGUGAAGUCAUCCCAGAAGCUGAAGCAGAUGCUGGAGAUCAUUCUGGCCUUGGGGAAUUACAUGAACAGCAGCAAACGGGGCGCAGUGUAUGGCUUCAAACUGCAGAGCCUGGACCUGCUCCUGGACACCAAAUCCACCGACCGAAAGCUGACGCUGCUGCAUUUCAUUGCUCUGACGGUGCGGGAGAAAUACCCCGAGCUGGCCACCUUCUGGCAGGAGCUGCACUUCGUCGAGAAAGCAGCAGCAGUGUCCCUGGAGAACGUUCUGCUGGACGUGAAGGAGCUGACGCGGGGCAUGGAGCUGCUGCGGCGCGAGUGCGGUUUGCACGACAGCAGCGUCCUGCGCUCCUUCCUGGCGGGCAGUGAGAGCAAGCUGGAGAGGCUGCAGAAGGACGCACGCACCGCCGAGGAUGCCUACAACGCAGUGGUGCGAUACUUCGGGGAGAGCCCCAAGACCACCCCCCCCUCCGUCUUCUUCCCGGUGUUCGCCCGUUUCAUCCACUCUUACAAAGAUGCAGAGCAGGAGAAUGAGACGAGGAAAAAGCAGGAGGAGGUGAUGCGGGAGAAGCUGCUGGCACAGGAGGCCAAAAAGCAGGAGAAGCGCAACAAAUGGCAGCAGCAGGAGCUGAUCGCAGAGCUGCGCCGGCGCCAAGCCAAGGAGCACCGCCCUGUGUAUGAGGGCAAGGACGGCACCAUUGAGGACAUCAUCACCGCGCUGAAGAGCGUCCCCUUCACGGCGCGCACGGCCAAGAGGGGCUCACGCUUCUUCUGUGAGCCCGCGCACCACGAGGAGAGCGGCUCAUAGCCACAGCCUGGAGGCAUCGGAUCCAUCUGUAGCAGCUGUGGGUCAGAAGGCAGCACCCCUGGGAGGGGGUCACAGCGAAGAGCCCCCCCCCCCACCUCGCCACGACCCCCUCAGGACCCACUGGAGGGUCCUGGGGGCUCAGCCCACCUCCCCCCCUUCCCUCCCUCCCUCAAUGGCAGUGGCCAAAUCCCACUGCUGGGGGCGGUGAGGGGGGGGGGGGGGGAGGUGCCCAGAGCACCGAGCUGAGAUGG
Molecule: messenger RNA, 2564 nt
Organism: Gallus gallus (chicken)
Lineage: Eukaryota; Metazoa; Chordata; Aves; Galliformes; Phasianidae
Product: formin-like protein 3
Biological process (GO): cell migration; regulation of cell shape; cortical actin cytoskeleton organization
Cellular component (GO): cytosol
Molecular function (GO): actin filament binding
Source: RefSeq, a predicted model, not a curated record